Messenger RNA from Ceratotherium simum simum (southern white rhinoceros), 3534 nucleotides. The record is from RefSeq and is a predicted model, not a curated record. NCBI's taxonomy places the organism in Eukaryota, Metazoa, Chordata, Mammalia, Perissodactyla, Rhinocerotidae.
GAGCUCUGGGGCUGCUGCGAUCUCUCGAUAAGCCACCUAGAGGCGACUCUGUGCGCGCGCUCCCCAGUGGCUCCCCGCCCUCCCUCUGAUCAUGUUGACAUAUUCACAGGACAGGCAGUAGUACCGAUGCGGCGCUGCGACGUUACAGUUUCCGACACCUUCUUUUUAUAACUCGGCUCUAUCCCCCAGCACUCGACCUGUGAAAACCACGCCUAUGCAGCAACACAAUUGGUCCGAAAGCGUCAAAGAGCCAAUCAAGAGGCCUCCGGCUCCCCGCAGCCCACAGCAGAGCCCGACCUUCUAGAGCCGCCGAGCAGACGCCCGGGGAAUUCUAGAGGCGGAGGAGGGUGGCGAGGAGCUCUCGCUCGUUUUCUCUCGCUCCCUCCCUCUCCUCGCGCUCCCUCUCCCACUCCGUCUCUCUCUCUCCCUCCUUUCCAUUUUUCCCCCCUAAAUCCUCCCUGCCCUGCGCGUCUGGACGCAGAUUUAGGAAGCGAAUUCGCUCACGUUUUAGGACAAGGAAGACAGGCGCGGGAGAAGAGCAGGCGAGAUUCGGAUUGAAACCCAGACACCCUCCGGAGGCUCGGAGCAGAGGAAGGAGGAGGAGGGCGAACGGAAGCCAGUUUGCAGUUCAAGUUUUGAUAGCGCUGGUAGCAGAGGGAUUAAAUCAGAGGGUUUUUUUUUUUGUUUUUUUUGUUUUUUUUUUUAAAGGAGAGAGACUUUUUCCGCUCUCUCGCUCGCGGUGGAAGCCGAGUCUAGCGCAACUGCAGACGCCUCCUCCGAGAGAGGGAGAGGAGGAGAGAUAGGGGCGGGGGAAGAAGGCGAAGAAGAGGGGAAAGUCUCCUAGGAGAAGCGCCCGCAUUUGCAACAAAGAACUGGGGGCUGGGGAGCGAUUGCCGGGACCGAGGGCUGGAGUGUCUAUUUCGAGCUAAGCGGCAGGGCUCGGGCGCGAGUGGAGACCCUGUGCGCUCCCUUCGCCUCUGAAACCGACUUCCAGGAGCGGCUUUUUAAACACGCAAGGCACAAGGGCAGUCACCCAAGCGACUAUGUCUCCUGAUUUCUCGCCUUGCCCUCUUUAAAAGCGGCAUUCCCCUCCCCAAAGAACACUUUGCCCUGUCCCUUGAGGUGCUUUAGUUGUGAUUUUUUUUUUCUUUUCUGCUUUUUAUUUUUUUUCCUUUUAUUUUUUUUUUUAAACUAUGUGCUGCUGUUAAAAACAAAAACAAAACAGCAGCUGCCGACUUGUCCCCGGCUGGAGCCCAGCGCCCCGCCUGCAGUGGAUGAGUCUCUCCAUGAGAGAUCCGGUCAUUCCUGGGACAAGCAUGGCCUACCAUCCGUUCCUACCUCACCGGGCGCCGGACUUCGCCAUGAGCGCGGUGCUGGGUCACCAGCCGCCCUUCUUCCCCGCGCUGACGCUGCCUCCCAACGGCGCGGCGGCGCUCUCGCUGCCCGGCGCCCUGGCCAAGCCGAUCAUGGAUCAAUUGGUGGGGGCGGCCGAGACCGGCAUCCCCUUCUCGUCCCUGGGCCCCCAGGCGCAUUUGAGGCCUCUGAAGACCAUGGAGCCCGAAGAAGAGGUGGAGGAUGACCCCAAGGUGCACCUCGAGGCCAAAGAACUUUGGGAUCAGUUCCAUAAGAGGGGCACCGAGAUGGUCAUUACCAAGUCGGGAAGGCGAAUGUUUCCUCCAUUUAAAGUAAGAUGUUCUGGGCUGGAUAAAAAGGCCAAAUAUAUUUUAUUGAUGGACAUUAUAGCUGCUGAUGACUGUCGAUAUAAAUUUCACAAUUCUCGGUGGAUGGUGGCGGGUAAGGCAGACCCAGAAAUGCCAAAGAGAAUGUAUAUUCACCCGGACAGCCCCGCUACCGGGGAACAGUGGAUGUCCAAAGUCGUCACUUUCCACAAACUGAAACUCACCAACAACAUUUCGGACAAACACGGAUUUACUUUGGCCUUUCCAAGUGAUCACGCAACGUGGCAGGGGAAUUAUAGUUUUGGUACUCAGACUAUAUUGAACUCCAUGCACAAAUACCAGCCCCGGUUCCACAUCGUAAGGGCCAAUGACAUCUUGAAACUUCCUUAUAGUACAUUUCGGACAUACUUGUUCCCCGAAACCGAAUUCAUCGCGGUGACAGCAUACCAAAACGAUAAGAUAACUCAGUUAAAAAUAGACAACAACCCUUUUGCAAAAGGUUUCCGGGACACUGGGAAUGGCAGGAGAGAAAAAAGAAAACAGCUCACCCUGCAGUCCAUGAGGGUGUUCGAUGACAGACACAGAAAGGAGAACGGCACCUCUGACGAGUCCUCCAGCGAACAGGCAGCCUUCAACUGCUUCGCGCAGUCCUCAUCUCCAGCUGUCUCCACUGUGGGGACAUCGAACCUCAAAGAUCUGUGUCCCAGCGAGGGGGAGAGCGACGCCGAGGCCGAGAGCAAGGAGGAGCACGGCCCCGAGGCCUGCGACGCGGCCAAGAUCUCCACCACCACGUCGGAGGAGCCGAGCCGCGACAAGGGCAGCCCCGCGGUCAAGGCGCACCUCUUCGCGGCCGAGCCCGGCGGCCGGCCCCGGGACAGCGGGCGGCUGGGCAAGGCCGCGCACCUGGGCCAGGGCCCCCUGCCCGGCCUCGGCUUCGCCCCCGGCCUGGCCGGCCAGCAGUUCUUCAACGGGCACCCGCUCUUCCUGCACCCCGGCCAGUUCGCCAUGGGGGGCGCCUUCUCCAGCAUGGCCGCCGGCAUGGGGCCCUUGCUGGCCACCGUGUCCGGGGCCUCCACCGGCGUCUCGGGCCUGGACUCCACGGCCAUGGCCUCGGCCGCCGCGGCGCAGGGACUGUCGGGCGCGUCGGCGGCCACCCUGCCCUUUCACCUCCAGCAGCACGUCCUGGCCUCUCAGGGCCUGGCCAUGUCGCCUUUCGGAAGCCUGUUCCCCUACCCCUACACGUACAUGGCCGCGGCGGCGGCCGCCUCCUCCGCGGCGGCCUCCAGCUCCGUGCACCGCCACCCCUUCCUCAACCUGAACACCAUGCGCCCGCGCCUGCGCUACAGCCCCUACUCCAUCCCCGUGCCGGUCCCGGACAGCAGCAGCCUGCUCAGCACCGCCCUGCCCUCCAUGGCGGCGGCCGCGGGGCCCCUGGACGGCAAAGCCGCCGCCCUGGCCGCCAGCCCGGCCUCGGUGGCCGUGGACUCGGGCUCGGAACUCAACAGCCGCUCCUCCACGCUCUCCUCCAGCUCCGUGUCCUUGUCGCCCAAACUCUGCCCGGAGAAGGAGGCGGCCACCAGCGAACUGCAGAGCAUCCAGCGCUUGGUCAGUGGCUUGGAAGCCAAGCCGGACCGGUCCCGCAGCGCCUCCCCGUAACCCCUCCCCCAAAAGUCUCUUCAUUCCAGUCCAGUCUGCAGUGCACUUUGUUGGAUGUAAGAUAAACCACGGCGUGCGGUGGGCGGUGCAGCCCUUCUUUGUGGGGUCCUGUCUGGGACGAGGUGCCGGACUCCCUCGAGAGAAUGUGCUAGAAACAGGCCCUGUCUUCUUGGCGUGGUUUAUAUAUCCGGGAUCUGGC